Molecule: messenger RNA, 1107 nt
Organism: Aspergillus pseudoviridinutans
Lineage: Eukaryota; Fungi; Ascomycota; Eurotiomycetes; Eurotiales; Aspergillaceae
Exons: 2
Coding region: 1-1107 (368 amino acids)
Source: RefSeq, a predicted model, not a curated record
AUGUACUGGAAAACUGCUAUCGCAUGCCUCACCGGUCUAAGUACCGUGGUCAAUGCUGGUAUUCACGGUCAACCCAAGAAAGGGAGAUGCCCAGCCGGUCAUGCCCUGACUACCUACUUUGUCACCGUUACAGAAAGCUCAACCACGGUGGUCAAACCCUGGACGGCUGGACUGUCUACAGCCAUCAGUCAGUCGACAGUUUCUACCUGGGAUGGGUCGUCGACAAUUUCUUCGUCCAUGUCCAGUUUCGAGGCAACAAAGACAGACUCCAGUGGAUCUGGUCCUUCGAUCUCGACCACUUUGCCAUCUACUCCCGCAGAGAAACCAUUGAGCUCGCCCACUAUUAUUUCCGAUGCAGUCGUCAAUGCUACAGCCUCAGUGCUUGAAUCGUCUCCACCAUCGGCGUCAUAUUUGAAAGGUUCACAGACCUCUGUGGUUGAAGUGUCUCAAACAUCGGCAUCGUCUUCGCAAGAGUCGCAGACACCGCUAGUCGGUGGCGUCGUCAGCGGACAGGCUACUUCCUAUAAUGGUGGCGACGUGGAUGGAACAUGCAUGUUUUCGACUGCCGACUACACCUUGCCGGCUGGGAUAUAUGGUGCGGCUCUUUCCGUGGACAACUGGGACAGUGCAGCUUGGUGCGGUGCAUGCCUCUCCGUUGUUGGACCAAAAGGCAACUCCAUCAAAAUCAUGAUUGUCAACCAAUGUCCCGGAACUUGUGGCCUGAACAAUAUUGAUUUGCUGCCCAACGGCUUCCAACAAUUGGCAGAUCUCAAAGUCGGCCGAAUUGACGUGAAGUGGGAUAUCGUGAAGUGCGAUAUCAGCAGUCCGCUAUUCCUGAAAACAAAGACGGGGUCCUCGAAAUACUGGUUUAGUAUUCAAGUUGUCAACUCGAACGUCCCAGUUAAAUCGCUGGAGGUUAGUACCGACGGUGGACAAACGUGGCAGUCUACGAUCCGUAAAGACUACAACUUCUUCGAAAACCCUAGCGGCUUUGGGACAGAUUUUGUUGAUGUCCGGAUAACCAGCGUUACCGGCGAGACAAUUGUGGUGAACAAUGUCAGCAGCGUUUCAGAGACCCGAACAGAUGCUACCUCGAACUUUAAUUAA